Messenger RNA from Priceomyces carsonii, 747 nucleotides. RefSeq lists its product as uncharacterized. NCBI's taxonomy places the organism in Eukaryota, Fungi, Ascomycota, Pichiomycetes, Serinales, Debaryomycetaceae. The transcript has a single exon. The record is from RefSeq and is a predicted model, not a curated record. The coding region runs from base 1 to 747 and encodes 248 amino acids.
AUGGCAUUAUUAGAUGGGAAAAUUGCAAUUGUUACGGGCGGAUCUAAAGGAAUCGGAAAGGCAAUAGCUCUAAGGUUUAGAUCUGAAGGCGCCUACGUCGUUGUUAACUAUUCACAUGACUCAGCUGCAGCUAAUGAGACAUUUAAGCUUCUUGGCGGUGAUAAGCAUAAUCUUCUUGUUCAAGCAGAUUUGAGUAAAGUGCUGGAGUGUAGAAAGCUAAUUGACAAAACGGUUGAAAAAUUUGGGAAAGUUGAUAUUUUAGUUAACAAUGCUGCUUACCUGGGCAAAACAUCUAUUAGCGACACAGAAGAAGAUGAGUUUAAUAAAUUUUUUGAUUUGAAUGUCAAAGGGUUAUUCUUCCUUACACAAUAUGCACUGCAUCAUAUGCAAAAAGCCUCAAAGAUUAUUAAUGUUUCGUCUUCAUUGACGGCAUCUUCGUAUGUAAGGCCCGACCAUUGUCUUUACGUGGCAACUAAAGGAGCCGUUGAGCAGAUUACACGUACUUGUUCUAAAGAAUUAGCUGCUAAGGGUAUUAGCACUAACGCAAUAUCACCAGGUCCCGUGGAAACAGAGUUAUUUUUAAAGUUAAAUAGCAAAGAAACAGUAGAUUUAUUUAAGGAGAUUUGUCCUUUCAAAAGAAUUGGUACUCCAGAAGAAAUUGCGUCUUUAGCUUUGUUCCUUUCAUCGUCAGAUUCUAGUUGGGUGAAUGGACAAAUUAUUAGGGCUAACGGUGGAUAUGUAGCCUGA